AUGACCCCAGAUAGAGGAUCAAACCAUGGCACGAAGCGGAAGCGUGGGGAGAGGAGACGCGCUUCCCUAGCUUGCGAGACAUGCAGGAAACAAAAGGAGAAAUGUGAGGGUGGUCAGCCCUGUUGGAGAUGCCAGCGACUAGGACGACCAUGCCAUUUUCAAGGCCAGCCGAUUCCAACAACGACAUCCCCUUGCUCCUCUUCCGUCCCCGUCGCAUCUGUUUCGAGAGACGAAAAUGGACGAAUACAAAGCCUGGAGCAUAUUGCUCGCCAUUUCCUUGGAGAUAUACCGUUGGAUAAGGAGAAUAUUGGUCGUAUUGCGGACAAAUUACGAAGCUCGACAGACACUACCCUGUCGGAAACCGCCCUGGAUAUCAACGAGCCGUUCGAUGUUCAUUUUGUGUCCAAUAAUAUGGCUCAUUACUCUGGAGAAUUUUCUCACUGGAAUUUCUCCCAGAAAUUGCGCCGCAAAAUGAGCUGCCAAAUAGAUCGGCUUGAUUCUAGGGUCAAAGAAUACUGGCGGCCAACCCAGCUUCAAUCCUCAGCCGAAAUUAUAACGGAGACAAUGAAGCAUUUACCACCGCGAUCUAUUGCCGACUUCCUCGUCACCAUGUUCUUCAAGUACGUUGAGAUUAACUCCUUUUACAUGGAGCGGAAAUGGAUUGAAGAGAAGGUGGCCCUCUGUUACAGCUCGACAAAUACAUAUACAGCCAUUGAUUUCCCCUGGGUAUGCUCUGUUUUUGCUGUUCUAGCCAUUGGAACUCAGGUGGCCCAUAUGGAGGACCAAAAGCCAAAGCCCGAUUCAGAGGUCACUGAAGAACUCAGCUUGUGCUCUGAGGACUCUGUCGGGCUAGUCUUCUACCACGCGGCAUGCAAGUUUAUUCCAGAUGUUCUUCUGGUUGCUUCUCACGAGAGUGUGCAGGUCUUCUUGCUUCUUGCCACAUAUUCACUGCCUGUUUCUACGGGUGGCCUUGCAUAUACCUAUUACGGUCUUGCAAUGAAGAUGGCGAUUCAAAAUGGGAUGCAUCGCAAAUAUCAAGGUGGUAACUGUGACUCUAGAACUAUCGAAGUCAGAAAUCGGUUGUUUUGGACAGCAUACACUGUUGAAAAAUAUGUCAGCAUCAUGCAUGGACGUCCUCUGUCAAUCGCGCGAUCAGAAAUAAACGCUGAUAUGCCAAGGGACUGUCCCACCUUUGAGUCACCACGAUUUGCUAAUCUAACUGCAUUUCAUACAUUGAUUUCGUACUUGGGAGAGGUCUCUGAAACGCUUGCACAAUUUAAGAGGUGUCCGAAGCGGCUUCUCUCUGAAUAUUUAGAGCGGCUCAUACGGCUAAGGACAAGUAUCAAGCAGUGGUGGGACUCACUCCCAGCCACUGAAGAAUGUCGAGACCUAUGCUCGCAAGGCCCGAAUUUCCGACAAAACUCACAUCUCAGACUGUGCUAUCUGCUCAUAUAUGUCUAUAUGGGUCGUGCUUUUAUAUUUGUCGAUGACAGAAAAGAACCAGGCGAAGUUAUAACUGGUGCAGGUAACGACUCAGGACGGGCGCGUCGGUCGAUUUUGGUGGACGACUGUGUGUCAAGUGCUUUGGACAUUCUCAACACUCUACAAUCCUUAUCAGAUCAUGUCGGUCUUUGUCGUGCUUCUUACAAUGAAUUCAGUGCUUGUCGCGCGGCUAUUCUGGUCAUCCUUGCAGAAAGCCUCAACUCGCGGAAGUCCCAGAGACUCCAGGAUGGCCUGCACCGUGGAAUGGAUCUCAUACGUCAGAUGGUUGGAGGGAGCUCUUCAGAAUCCGAAAUAUCAUACCUGGAGUCUAUUGAAGCAGCUAUCAGCCAACUUUUAGCCGCUCCUGGAGAUGAUUCUGUUUUGCCCCAAAGCGACCAAAUCCCCACCUCUGCCUAUUCGAAGUUCAAAGAUUGGACGCAGUCACUAAAGAAGGAUAAGUCUGCAGGUGGAAAUGUGGAGCUGUCUUCCUUUAGCCCGUUGUCGCGUCUCACUCCUGGUACAGAAGGUUUUGCCAAUCUGGAGCUGAACGAUAUGGCGGCUUUCUUUGACCCAGAUUGGGCAAAUGGCGAUUUCGAAUUUGAUACGUAUAAUUUUUGA
Messenger RNA from Penicillium mononematosum, 2100 nucleotides. RefSeq names its product transcriptional regulator family TF. Lineage: Eukaryota; Fungi; Ascomycota; Eurotiomycetes; Eurotiales; Aspergillaceae. Gene Ontology annotation, molecular function: DNA binding; DNA-binding transcription factor activity, RNA polymerase II-specific; zinc ion binding. The record is from RefSeq and is a predicted model, not a curated record. The coding region runs from base 1 to 2100 and encodes 699 amino acids. The transcript has 5 exons. Gene Ontology annotation, biological process: regulation of DNA-templated transcription; DNA-templated transcription.